GUUGAGUAAAUUAGAGAAUUUUCAAUUUUGGGUUAACUAUCUCUUUAAGUGCGUUACUUCUACACAUUGUUUUCAUGAAUGAUUUCUGAAGCCUUGAAGCAACAUUUUUUUAUGGAAAUCAGUACAUUAGUAUAUGUAUACAUAUAUGUGGAUAUGGACAUAUGUAAAUAUGGGUACAUAGCUUUCUAAGUAGAUAUCAUUUCACUUUCAGCUUCCUGUAGAUAUAGCUAUAUUUAUUUUUUGACGAGAAUGAAAACGAGGCUGUGAGGGAUAGACUUGCAGUAAUAAUGUUGUUGGUGUGUUGUUUGUUCAUCAACAUUGAUUGACAAAACAUUGAUAAAACAGCAUUCAGAUGUCCAAAAACUCCAGAAAAGAGAAGUUGUGAAAAUGUGAUGUGAUCUUGAACCUUGAUACAGCUUUAUACAGUGCAUGCCAUUAAAGAGUAGAUUUCCUCACAGCCUCGUUUAAAUUCCUGCGGUACUCUGAAGAAGGUCUGUAUUUUUGAGACACACUUUAACAUCCCCCUUCUUUGUAGACUGCAUUUUUCUUUGAAAAUGAAAUGAAAAUGCAUCUCCUUUAGUGUUAAAACAGCGGCUUAUGGAAAUGUACAGGCUGCAUACGUGGGGCAUUCCGCCAUUUACUGUAGUUUGACGACGUUCCCUUAAAACCAUUAUUGAAUCGCUUGUGUCGGACGAUCCCCGCGCCUGCGCCGCUCCGUCUACCGCACUAACCGACGCCAAAACCCGACUAAAAUCCCAGACACGGGAUUGGGGGAGGGUAGGAGAAGCCCAGAAUCUGUCUGGUAGAACGAAGAAGUUGCCGGACACUGGCUGCUUGUAAUUUAGUGCUUUGUUUUUUUCUUCCUUUUCAACUGAACUGUGAGCAUCAAACUUGCAGCGAUGGACAGAAAGCGUCCAGGGAUGACCUCAGGGGCACGAAUGCCCCACCAAGGUGCUCCCAUGGGGCCUCCUGGACCUCCAUAUGGAGGAACACCACCAAUUCGGCCAGGGAUGCCCAACCCAGCCCUAGACCCCAACAGAAAACGGCCUGCACCUACCCAGCCUGUGCAACCUCCCCCCGCCCAAAACCGACCCAGAAAGAAACCACUUGGAUUACCGGCAACAAAUGAGAUAUCUGCGAAACAGGUGGACAUGAGAGAAGCCCAGUCAGAUCCUCCAAAUGGUUCCAAUGCCAAGAGAAGAAAAAUGGCAGACAAGAUUCUCCCUCAGAGGAUCCGUGAAAUGGUGCCAGAAUCCCAGGCAUACAUGGACCUCCUGGCUUUUGAACGCAAACUCGACCAAACCAUUAUGAGGAAGAGGGUGGAUAUCCAGGAAGCCCUCAAAAGACCAAUGAAGCAAAAGCGAAAGCUCCGAUUGUACAUUUCAAAUACAUUCAAUCCUGCCAAACCUGAUGCAGAGGACUCUGAGGGCAGCAUUGCAUCCUGGGAGCUGCGUGUAGAGGGCAAGUUGUUGGAUGAUCCUGGAAAACAAAAGAGGAAGUUUUCGUCUUUCUUUAAAAGCCUGGUUAUUGAGCUGGACAAGGAUCUGUACGGCCCUGACAACCACUUAGUGGAGUGGCACCGCACCCCUACAACCCAAGAGACAGAUGGCUUCCAGGUGAAAAGGCCAGGCGAUGUGAAUGUGCGCUGUACCCUGCUGCUCAUGCUGGAUUACCAGCCUCCUCAGUUUAAGUUGGACCCUCGUCUUGCACGUCUCCUGGGCAUCCACACUCAAACACGCUCCUGCAUCAUCCAGGCAUUAUGGCAGUACGUCAAGAUGAACAAGCUGCAGGACUCUCAUGAAAAGGAGUACAUUAACUGUGAUAAAUAUUUCCAGCAGAUCUUUGACUGUCCCCGUCUGAAAUUUUGUGAGAUCCCCCAGCGUUUAACCAACCUUCUUCUCCCACCAGAUCCUAUUGUGAUAAAUCAUGUUAUCAGUGUGGAUCCAAAUGACCAGAAGAAGACAGCGUGCUAUGACAUUGAUGUUGAAGUUGAUGAUCCUCUAAAGAGUCAAAUGAGUGGAUUCCUCCUGUCCACAGCCAAUCAGCAAGAGAUCGCAUCCCUGGACAACAAGAUCCAUGAAACUAUUGAGUCCAUCAACCAACUAAAGAUACAAAGAGAUUUCAUGCUCAGCUUCUCCAGGGAUCCCAAGGGCUACAUCCAAGACUGGAUCUGUUCCCAGAACAGGGACCUUAAGUUGAUGACAGAUACAGUUGGGAAUCCAGAGGAAGAGAGGAGAGCAGAGUUUUAUAACCAGCCCUGGUCUCAGGAAGCCGUCAGCCGUUACUUCUAUUGCAAGAUUCAACAGCGAAGACAAGAGCUUGAACAAGCUUUAGCAAUGCGAAGCACCUAAACAAUUCAGAACUUCAAGAAUGAGUUAACAACUGAUAUCUUUAUCCUGGGGCUUCACUAUGAUUUAGUGGCCUCCACACUGGGCAGUUGUCCAUGGUCUUGAAAAUAUUAGACCAGACCACUUCAAUAUUGAGGUGUGGACUGAUUUAAACUAUUGAGUUUGCAAUGUGAGAUGAAGAUAAGUGUAAUUGUUCUGUUAUUUAAUGUAUGUUUAAUGUAUUUACAGUUUCAAUACAAUGAAAUUAAGACAUAUUAUAAGCAUAUAAGGUAAUUCGGGCCAUCUUAAAAUGUAUACACUGGUCAUACACAAAUAUAGCAGCUAUUACAAUUGUUUUACAUCUGUUUUUAAUGCACAUGAACUGCAAGUAUGCUACUGACUAUGUGUGUCUUCUCACUUGCAAAUAGAAUUAAACUUUUGAAAGGGUCAAAUCAAAUCAAUUAAGCUUUUUGAUGCCUCUGAAUUUAUUUUUUUUAUUAUCCAAAAAUGAAAUGCAGAAAGUUAAUAAUAUGUAAUUAUAGAUAUUGGAUGUGCCAUGUUGUUUUUUCUACAUUUAUGGAUAUUCAAAUGUUGCUUGCAAUUUUCCUGUCUGUUUCCUGCCUGUGAACUUGCAUUGUGCAAAAGUGAUCAUAAUGAAAUCCACUGGAUUAAAAUUAGCCAGAUGUCAUCAUAAUUCUGAUACACUCUAUACAAUAUAUGGAAAUUAACACUUAUGAUUCAGUCUAUAAUAAAGAAACACAUUCUGUUUUAUGAACACAUGCAGUACGUUAAUAUAGAUGUGUAUUGUUAAAAACUCCAUAUGUCAUUUGUUGUUCAUAAAGGAUGUUUGAAAAUGUCUUCAUUUUCGGAGGCUUAUCACACCAGGAAGGUUGGUGCGCCGGAAAUUUGUCUGUAAGAUACAAUAAUGCAUGUUGCACGUGAAUAGUUUCAUGUUUUGUUUUUGGCAAAAAAAACAAAAAAAAAAAGCUUGGUUUUUAGCAUGAUUCAGACAUUUUUUGGGAUCUUUGUUGCCUUAAUAUGUCACUGAGGAUGCACUGAGGAAGCAUUAACCAAAGGUUAAGUACAUUAACAUUAUCUUUGUGAAUGCUAAUAAAUUACUUCAUUCUAUUAAAUAUUCCGUCACAACUGUU
This is a messenger RNA of Myxocyprinus asiaticus (Chinese sucker), 3478 nucleotides long. RefSeq names its product SWI/SNF-related matrix-associated actin-dependent regulator of chromatin subfamily D member 3-like. Bases 900 to 2351 code for a protein of 483 amino acids. The transcript has 14 exons. The record is from RefSeq and is a predicted model, not a curated record. Gene Ontology annotation, cellular component: SWI/SNF complex; nucleus. Gene Ontology annotation, biological process: regulation of transcription by RNA polymerase II. Lineage: Eukaryota; Metazoa; Chordata; Actinopteri; Cypriniformes; Catostomidae.